AACCGUCUAGGCAUCUGGGAACCUAGGAGGUCAAAUCGUUUCUCGGUAGCGGAUCUCUUCCAACCGAAAAAAGACACCAAGAAAGAAAAUCAACCUAACUACCAACGUGUUCUCAUCCGCGGACAAGCCGGGAUGGGCAAGAGCACUCUCUGUAAGAAGAUAGUUUAUGACUAUAUUUACCAUAAUAUGUGGUCAACAAUCAUUAACCGUAUCAUUUGGCUACGUCUACGUCAACUCAAGGGUCAAAACAUGCAGAAGUAUAACUUGAACCGGUCAUUAUACGAGCGUUAUUUCGAUGAUGGCUCCCAGGAGGGUAGACUGCUUGCUAGGGCAUUAUAUUCCGAAGUUAUCAAGGAGGAAAGUACAACGCUCUUUAUUCUUGAUGGACUAGACGGAGUAUUGGGGGAAAUAUCUUCGGGCGAGUCCGAAUUACUCCUAACCCUCUUGCGUGCGCCUCGAGUGAUUAUUACAACGCGGCCUUAUGCGGCUGACCGAGCUAUACUUAAAAAUAUCGAUCGGGAAGUUGAGACAAUCGGAUUCUAUACAGAUCAAGUAGAUCAGUAUAUUAAAACCGUGGCGCCGGGGAGUAUAGAUGAAAUCAAAGCUUUUCUAAGUACCCGUCCGAGAAUCGAAGAAUUGGCAAGAAUCCCCAUCCAGCUCGAUGCUUUUUGUUACAGUUUCGAAAAGGGGAUUUUUGACGAAUUCGAUAGUCCACAGACCAUGACUGAGCUCUACAAUACCAUCGAGAAGAUGAUGUGGAAGAAGGAUGUGGUUCAGUUGGAAAAGAAUCGCCAAGGCCGACCGGGGGCAAUUUCUAAGAAUGUGGCCAUGAGAUUGAACUUCAAAGAGAUUAGAGGUUUAGUCCAAGCAGAAGUAAACGUGCUACAGGCCCUUGCAUUUGACGGAUUCAACAAUAAUACGGAAGAAUUUGACUCAAAAUAUAUGGACAAGUUCUGGGACAGAGAAGAUAUCCUGACUGAACAUCUCGCCAAAGCGACGUACUCAAUGUCACCAAAAGAUUUGGACGAAUUAUCAUUACUUCGCACUUCAGACGGCGGCAGCGCAGCUAGGAAUAGCAGCUAUCACUUCCUCCACUUAACACUUCAAGAAUAUUUUGCGGCGCAGUACUUUGUGCAACAUUGGCCGGACAAGCAGCUACCGCAGUUGGGAGUGAGCAACGACGAAUUUCUUCGCAGAGAAAAAUACAACCCGCGUUUCAACACCAUGUGGCGCUUUGUUACUGGCCUACUUCAUGCCAAGGGGGACGCGAGAAAGUUCUUUGAGAUAAUCGAGACAGAGCCAUAUGACCUUCUCGGAUCCGCACAUCGACGUCUUGUGGUGUAUUGUCUGGACAAAGUUGUGAAACUACAAAACGCGGCGGAUUUCGAGCUUCGAAAGAAUUUAGAAGAUUACUCAAAGCAGUGGCUAUCAUUCGAACUGAGAUUGGGGAAAAGGAACGGUGACUAUUGGAAAUUCGAGUUCGAAUAUCCAGAAAACAUAUUGCAACAAUGCUUGUCGGAGACGGAUGAUGAGUUAUUCCAAUGCAUUAUUCUAUGGAAGCUGGAGAUGCGCCCCAUACUCUCACUAGAUACAGUUGACCAAGUUGUCAAGUGUUGUGAAAGCAGCGACCGGGAAGUGAAAAUUGAGGCUCUCAAGGUGCUCUCAUCUCACAGGGAUGUGAUACCAAGUAACUGCUUUCAUACGAUAACAAACCUAGUAGGGGAUUCCGACAGAGAUAUCCGAUUGCACGCAGGCUUAGUAUUAUAUGCACCAUCAAACUUGCCAGAUGUCAUUUUCUCGGAGCUAAUCGCACUGGCAAAACAAGGAGAUGAGGACAUACGGACCACCGUAUUCGACGUCUUGACAUCCUUUUCGACCCUACCAGAGAAGACUCUCCUAGAGGUGGUAGCAAUAGUACCAGAUCUACGUAACGAUGGUAAUAUAGGAUAUAUAAUGAGUAUAUUAGGAAACCAACUUGACCUACCAGAAGAAAUCACACUAAAAAUGCUGGACUCAAUCCAACAAAGGUGCCGAUUGAAAAAACCACUGAAAACACCGUGGGGGGAUCUAACCUGGGUUCGACCGUGGAUAGCAUCUAAACAAUCGGGCCGCAUUGCGCCUAAAAUUGUAGAGAAGCUACUGAAUAUGUUGAAGGACCCAAAUAGUAACCUCCGCAAAGCUGUUGCAUAUGCUUUUCACGGUUACAAACUGAAGGACGAUCCAGAGAUCCUUCCCAAAAUCAUGGAUCUAUUCCAGGAGCCGAGCCUGUCUGAUGGUGCAGGACAUGUUUUAUAUCGAGAUCGAGAUCUACCAGAAAACAUCCUCCACCAAAUUGUAGAUUGUUUAGAAAAUUAUGACACAGAUAUCCAAUCCACCGCAGCGGAUAUCUUGAGAUCACAAGUCGACAAACUCCCAACAGCUAUUAUUGAAAGGAUAGGCAGUUCACUCAAUAAUCAGAGGAAUAGACAUAAUGCGACAAAAGCCUUACUUGGGCGGCACUCUCUACCAGAACAAAUCUCGCAAACAGUAUUCGACCAAUUCAAAGAUCAAAGGACACGCGUUAAAGAGCAGGAAUACGUCCUACGGAUUCACUGGACUCGCUCAACCCUACCAGAGAGUAUUCUUCAGGAACUCCUAGCUUUGUUACAAGUCGAAGACGAAAAGCUACGUUCCAUGGCGCAGGGGGUGUUUUUGACCUGGUCACCGGUCUCGAAAAUUGCUAUUAGAAAAAUAGCAAUCCUAUUGGACGAUAAAAAUAUAAACGUCCAGUAUACCGCAACUAGGAUUUUAUAUCGCCAACCAUCCUUACCUAGGGAAGUCCUUCGUAAGAUGAUUUCGAUAUGGCAUUAUAGCGAAUUAGAUAUUGGGGAUAUUAUUACUGGGAUGAACGAUGAACUGAUGCCACAGUUCGUCAUGAUGCCUGAGUUCCUUUUAGAUAUUACAAUACGACUAAUGAACCACCCUAGUCGCCACAUUCGACUUGAUAUAGCAAUACACCUGAGCAAGAUAAAAGAUUUACCGGAAGGUGUUCUUAAGGAGGCCGUACAUUUGUUGGGGGUUGAGAACGAGGAAAUGUUAAACAAUGAAAGCAAAUUGAUAUUUGGUCGAACGCCGGGCUCAUCGGACGAUAUUCUUAAAGAAGCGGUACAUUUAUUGAACCAUCCAAAUGAAUAUAUCCGUGAUAGCGUGGCUUCAAUUUUUGCUUCCCGGAAGGCCAUUAUGUCAGAGGAGGUUCUACACAGUCUGGCGCCCCAGUUGAAGGGCUACAAUAGCGGUGUGCUCGAAAGCCUAAUACGUCAUCUAGGAUCACAGCCGAUAUUGCCAGAAAUGAUGCUUCAAGAUCUCGUUACUAUGCUAAGCCAUCCAGAAGAGCGCACCAGAAAUGUCGCAGCAGAAAUUCUCACCGACAGCCUAGAUCAAUCGGAUCUAACAUUCAAUUCAUUAUUUGACCUUCUGGAUGAGGAAUCGUUUGUUUCGUUAUUUAAAUUCUGGAUGGAAUACAGCCUUCAGACGCAAAUUACGCGGUGUGUCGAUGGAAAGAGUUCUGUAAUAGACUUGCUGGAAAACGACAGGAGAAUCCCUCUAGACAAGUUCAAGAAUGCGGUCCGUAAAGCGCGAGAAUCCUUAGGUGUCCCCUACAAGGACUUUGGUCAAGUGCUCUAAAGCCUUCGUUUAUAUUGUCUUCUACUUCUAUCGAGCCUCAAAAGCUGCACAUAAUAUCUAGGAGCUAAUCAUCCCUAGCAUUUUUUUUUCUUCUUGGAAAGGGGUAUGGUGACUUCCACUGCUUAUUUCCUCGGCAUUGAGUUAGUUUAAUCGCAUAAUUACUACGGGUUCUUACUACAUUGCGAGAAGUUGCUAACUUUGUGAAUUCCCCUCGAAGACUUAUUUUAUUUUAAUAGAUUUAGAAUUGCGACAAACAGAAGAUAGUUCGUAAAUGUCAGGAGGUAGAACUAGAAAGC
Messenger RNA from Daldinia decipiens, 3959 nucleotides. RefSeq names its product armadillo-type protein. The annotation marks the transcript as partial. Gene Ontology annotation, molecular function: ATP hydrolysis activity. The transcript has 2 exons. NCBI's taxonomy places the organism in Eukaryota, Fungi, Ascomycota, Sordariomycetes, Xylariales, Hypoxylaceae. The record is from RefSeq and is a predicted model, not a curated record.